CGAGGACGCCAAUGCACCGCUCGACUCCCUCCUUCGCCUUCAUCGUCGGUCGUAGAAAGCUCUCAACCAGACGAUGGUGGUCGGAGCGCAACGCUCCUGCUGGUGGCUUUUCCACUCGCGCAGUCUUCUGGCCGGACCGGACGCCGCGAUCUCGCCCCGCAUCCGCACGAAAAACCGUCUCUGGUCCCGCGGCCCCAACGAAAGCCGAUAAACCCGGCGGGCAUUUUCCGGGUCUCCGCGCAACAGUUUCGCUCGACGUGGUGCUCGUUUAACCCCGCUCGCUCUUGCAAUUGUCUCGGAGAUAGUGCACUUGUGUAUUUGCAUUUCAAGCGCCAGUCGAUGUGAGGACGGUGGUUUCAUGAGGAAUUAGCGAAGAAUCAGCGGAGCCGAGAGAGACAGUGCCAACAUGCGGGAGAAACGAUGGCUGCUGCUACUGGCUCUGUACGGAAUACUAUUGGUCCACGCGGUCUCCGCAGCGCUCAAGACUAGGCCGAAAUUUAAGAUUGCAACGUCCACGACAACGACGACGACUACCGAGGAGCCUCAAGUGGAGGAAAAUGAGAAUGCAGGUUCAGAGACGACGACAGUCGGGAUCGAAACGAACGGAACGACCGGGCACACUUUAACGGGAAUUCCGCAGAUUGAUUACAUAUGGGAUCCGAAUCUACCGCGCGAAUUGAACGGCUACAAUCUCAGCGAUUAUCCAUUCUACAACAGCAUACCCGAGGAUAUUGACUUCAAGUGCGACGGCUUGCACGACGGUUUCUACGCCAGCGUGCCGCACAAAUGUCAGGUCUACCAUCACUGUCUCUUCGGCACCCGCUACGACUUCCUGUGCGCCAAUUUCACGGCGUUCGACCAGAAGACCUUUAUCUGCCACUUUGUGUCCGAGGUCGACUGCGCGAACUCCAAGAAAUACUGGCACAGGAACGACGCCCUUUAUCAAGCGGCCACGACUACGACGACCACCACGACCACCGUGGCGCCGGUCACGGCGCCGACCAGUCGAUCGGCCGCGCGCGACAGGAUUCCGCCCAGGAGGAGACCGCCGGCGAGGAGGCGGCCCUACGAUUACUACGAGGAGGAUUAUUACGACGACGAGUACGGUCGUCCGCGGGACUUCGCCGAUCGGGACGACUACGAGUACGACGACAGGAAGUACAGACGGGAUAGGGAUCGCGAGUUCCGGGAUCGGGACCGCGAGCGUGACUUCCGGGACCGAGACCCGCCGCGCGGCAGGGAUGGAUCCGGCAGAGACGAUAGGGAUCGAGACGCCGCCAGGGAUAGAUAUCCAAGCAGAGGCAAUCGGCGAGAGCCACCCAGGUCGAGGGACCAGCUGGAGGAUGAUUCGAGGCCACGUGGGAGAAACCCGGAUCCGGGUGUCAGAUCGACGUCGAGGGAGGCGGACGAUUCGGACGUGUACGACAGGCGAACGGAGUCGAGAAACAGAGAGACCGACGAACGGCGAUAUCCCGAUAAGAGAUAUCGAGACGAUUACGAGGAUAAGGAAGCCGCAGCGCCUUCGGCGAGCGCAACGUCAAACGCGGAAGGCCUGGUGAAGCCGGCCGCGCCUAGCAGUUCAGUUUACGCGAGGCCAAGGACGCCGCCUAAGAUCAGAAGACCGGUGCCGCUCUCGGAGCAAGAUAGAUACGCGUACAAAACCACCCCCGCGCAGCCGACAGAGGAGCCGCGGCGGCGACCGGCAGACUUGAUAGAGGACGAUUACUACGAUGACGAGCUGGAAGAUGUCAGACCGAUCAGGAGACCGUUGCGAAGGAGGCCCUCGUAUAGGGACAGAGAGAGGGACAGGGAUAGAGAUUUCUACGAAACUCGGGACCGGGAUCGUCCCCUCAGAACUCGCUAUCACUCGCCGCCGGAAGAGAUACGACUCAGGACGCAUCAGGAUCGCUCGAGAGACCGCUACUACGAUCGAGACAGAGACCGAAAUAGAGAUCGAGCUCUCGAUCGCGGCAAGGACCGCGCUGUUGCCGAGAGACCAUCGGAUCGCGAUUCGCGGGGAAGAUCGCCGGACUCCGACAGACAGGAGCGACCGUAUUCGCCGCGGGUUCUCGAUCGCGAAAGGGAUGGUGAGCGGCCGCGAUCGUCCUCGAGAUCGAAGGAUCUAUCGGACACCGCUGAAACAACCAGAAGACCGAGCACUUACGAUCGAACGACCGAAAAAGCAACCACUACCACAACCUCCGCCACGACUACUACAACGACUUGCUUACCGGAACAGCUUAUUCCCAAAUCCGAAGUGGACUCGAAGGACGCGGUGACCGAUCGAUCAGAGAAGCCGUCCUAUCCGGAACGACCAGCGAGACCAGCUGUCCAGGCUCAAGGCGGUCGUGUAGCGAGCGACGCUCAAGAUUAUUACAGAAACUUGUCUGAAAAGUCUCAGAAACCGACUCAGCAAACAGAUUACCAAGACAAAGAAGACGGCAGGAAUGAACAAAGUCCUCAGGUCGUGUACUCGGAUGAGUACUCGUCGGAGUAUUACGACGAGCCGCUGGAAGAUCCGCCGUCUCCACCUCCACUACCUCGGACUACCGUUCGAAUCGUUAAGAGACCCUUCCUGCCGUCCCGAGGCGGCAAUCCAAAUCCGAGAGGAUUAUCACUGGUCGGCUCGAAAGCGCCGCAAGCGCCGCCGAGAAGAGAUGAAGAGGCGCCGACGGAUCACCGAUCCGCCUUGAACGAGAACGAGCACAAGAUUUACUACGCGCAGGAGGAGCAAGACGGAAACGUCGAUCAUGAGGAGUCGUACUUGAAGCCGGACACCAAGCAAACGUACGAUGCUUACAAGACCGUUCAGAGCGAUCUUCAGAAAAAGCAACGGCAAGACGAGUACGACAGCGUGAUAUCCAGGCCCGCGUUACGAAGACCGAUGGAGAAGAAUAACGACGAGGAGGUCUCGAAGGGCCCGGAGGAUCUGUCGAAUUCGUCCAAAGGCUACGCCAUCCAGGACCAAUCGUACGAUCCGCGCAAUCAUCAGACCGACAGUUCGACGUCCAAAUGGAUAGAGGAUUACUCGAGCGACAAGUACGCGAACGUGCCGACAUCCUCGGGCUCGCCGAUGCGCAGUAAAGUCAGGGUGCCCACCGAGACCACCUCGCCGAACGUCUACAGCUCGACGUACAAGAACGAGGAUAUCCAGGAUCUGCCCAGCGGUCCGGGCAGCAGCUAUCGCGCCAAGCAGAGGAUCAACGAAGUGACGCAUCGCCUGCAGGAUAUCCCCGAAAGCGAGUACGACGUCACUUUGAACGACGCCCUCACGCCAACUUUGAUUCAAGAGGCAAAUCUGCCGAGCGGAUUCGUCCUGCCGCUGCACAGACAAUUAACGGGCAGGGACGCCACGCUGCAGCCCUCCGAGAACAAUUACAAACUCUCUCGACCGGUGAAUCAACAGCAUCAACAGCCGCCGCAGAAAUCGUUCGUCCCGAAUCCGCCGUUCCUGCCGGCGAGCAUCGGCAAUCACGAUCGCGGCCGGAUGCUGUAUUACAGAACGCCGGAGGCCGUACAGGUCAGCGGGGCGCAGUACAGACAGCACAGACCGUGGCAAGAUUACACCGCGUACUGACGCGGACGUGACAGCGAAACGGUACACCGUUUACGAGGGAGCGUUUCACGACCGGCCCGCACAUCUUGGCCGCGCGAGAGCGUAAACGACUUUUGUAAUUUAUACCACCACCGAUCGACUUGUACUUAGGAAAGACACUUUCGUGGGAGAAACGCAUCUCCGCGCGCUUCUUUCUUUUAUGAAACUGGCUUUCCGCGAACGGACAUCGCGCCUCUCGACACUUAGCCCUGUUGCAAUCCGAUUGAUUAGUGUCCUUCGUUCCGAAGAACGCGCGACGCCGUCGCGCCGCUCCGCGGGCAGGCGAUAAUCUGUGAACGAUUCAGCUAGGUAUCUGCUAAGUUUCGAAGAGUUAUUAAAUUAUUGUAUUAAAAAUUGGCAUGCAAAAGAGACGAGAUCUCUCUUUGUAAAAAAAAAAUCGCACAGCGAAUGGCGCCACGCCAUGCUUCUAGAAAGGAAAACAUAGUGAGAUGUAUAACAAUGAGAUAUUAGUCAUCCUGAUACUCAUCAGUACUCUCAUCGCUACUCACAUACACAACAAAGAAAAGAAAAAAAAAAUAGAAUUAACAUUCAACAGUUUUGCAGCGAUGGUAGAUAAUUCGUUCCGAGAUCUUCGCGAGGGAAAUUCUGAAUGAUUGCUAGAUCCGAUUACAAUUGAUGCAGCAUACGACAAACGUAGCGUGCGUCAUAUGAUAAGCUCGAUGUUUCCUCUGAAUUAGCAACGUGAUACAGUAACUAAACUUGAAACGUGAUAUACAGUCUAACGAUUUAAUACACGAGAUCAUUCGUGUUGGCCGGAAUCGGAGUCUUCACUAGCGUACCAGAGGUGUUGAAAAAACGUAUCCUUCUCUUUCCUAAUUUCAAUCGAAACUUGUAAAUAAAUAAACGUACGAUUCUAUCCUGUUCACAUUCAUCCAAGUUAAAUUACAAUUAAAAAUACGAUAAACGUGGUUCUCUAAAAAAAAAGCUGUAUACAUUAAGUUUUAUCUCGAUAGAUAUUGUUAGCGGAUAAGUCUUCCUGAGCGUAUAUCUUGUCUUAAAGCUAUGUCGAUAUUUACGAUAUAAAAGAGUGAGGAAAUAUACUUAUCGCUGUUAUCGAUUGUCCAUUUUUCACCAGCCCUCGACAGCUGCUAUAUGAAAAGAACUUACAGACAUGAAAAGAAUUUUUAGAAAUAUUCGGUUGGAGAAAUUUCGGAGACCUUUAUUAUUGUAGGACAAAUGGCAAAUUACACAACGGAAUAUCUGACACUAUACGAAACAUUGAUAAAUGUUACAAACACAUUACAAGUCCAAAUUCUACGGUCGUAAAGACAAUCGAACAGUUUCGUUUUAAGCGACAAUUUUUUUUUGCUGAACCUUAAAUAACGCUGCUACUUACGCUGCCUGCGUUAGCCUGCGGAAUAUACAUAUAGAGCAAUGAAAAUAUAUCGAACAUCAUCAGUCAAUGCAAUGAUAUAUAACACUUGCACGGAAAAAUACGUCGAAAUCAGAUCGUUCAUUGUGCUGAAAAAAUGCAGUGUUUCGAUCAACAAUAAUAUAAAAUACAUCACAGAGAAUCAUGAUUCAAAACUUAACGGAGCCACGCAUACACAAAUUGUGAAUUGAUGGUUGUAAUUUUUUUUUUUUUUUUCGGCGAAAAAGG
Messenger RNA from Linepithema humile (Argentine ant), 5216 nucleotides. RefSeq names its product zinc finger CCCH domain-containing protein 13. Lineage: Eukaryota; Metazoa; Arthropoda; Insecta; Hymenoptera; Formicidae. Gene Ontology annotation, cellular component: extracellular region. Gene Ontology annotation, molecular function: chitin binding. The record is from RefSeq and is a predicted model, not a curated record.